UGGGAGGCAGAAAGCCCAGAGCUGACUCACUUUAGGAUUGGUCUGCUUCUAACUUACAGCAGUGGUUCUGUCUGCUGUGUUGUCUGCAUGCAGCAGGCACUGAGCUGAAGAGUUCACUUCAAGCAGCCAGCUGACAGUCACAAAGGAGAAGCUUUAGAACAAAAAAAUGGAUUUGGAGUCUGGGGAACUGAGUGAGGGAGAUCUCUCCUCAGGGGGAACAGAAUCGUUUAACUCCAAAAGCUUGGCCUUGCAAGCUCAGAAGAAGAUUCUCAGCAAAAUGGCCACCAAGGCAGUGGCCAACAUGCUCAUUGAUGACACAAGUAGUGACAUCCUGGACGAGCUGUACAAAGUAACCAGAGAUUACACAAAUGACAAGAAAGAAGCCCACAAAGUCUUGAAGGAUUUGAUCAAGAUUGCUUUAAAAAUUGGGAUCCUCUACAGGAAUAACCAGUUUAACCAGGACGAAGUGGAGACUGUGGAUAAGUUCAAGAAGAAAUUAAAUCAGGCGGCCAUGACGGCAGUCAGUUUCUAUGAGGUUGAGUUUACGUUUGACAGAAACGUUCUGGCGGAGCUGCUGAACGAAUGUAAAGAUUUGCUGCACGAACUGAUUGAGCGUCACCUCACUCCCAAAUCCCACGGACGCAUCGAUCACGUCUUCAGACUCUUUGCAGACGUGGAGUUUCUGUCUGAUCUGUACAACCCUGAGGGAGUUUACAAAGAGUACCUGCAGAAAAUCUGUGAGGGUGUCAACAAACUGCUGGAUGAAGGGAUCCUCUGAACUUUAUGGCUCCAAAAAAAUUACAAGUAAACAUUUAACUCCCUGCUGAUCUUCAAGGAACAGUCUUACCAUCGUUGAAGGGUUUGAUGGUCUAUUCCUAUUGUUUGUACUGAGUGCUGCAGAGAAUCCUUUUCUCCAAAUGUUAUACUGUAGGUGUAUGCAUUUAAAAACAAACCAGUUUGUGAAUCAAUUUUGUUGCUUUGGAGGAGGAGUAAAUUAUCUGCUGUGACCAUGCAUGAAGAGCUUUUUGUAAAAACUUAAAUUACAAUCACAAAUUAAGGGAUGACUAUAAUACUGCCUAUUUCAGAAGUUAAAGUAUUUUCCAGCACCUCAAUCCAAGUAACAAUUCUACUAUAGUUGGAAAAUGUAUUAUAGAAAUUCAGAAGAUUGAGCUAAACCCAUAAAAUUUUGCUCUAACACUACUGAAAAUGUAAGAAUUUAGGCCAAACUUUAGGGUUUUUUUUAAAAAAAGAGAAUCAAAAUAACUUACAGCUUAGAAGGCCAUUCAGCCCAUUAUACCUGUGCCAGUUCUCUGAAACAGCCAUCCUCAUUGUGCCAUUUCUCCUGCAGUUUUCCUUCUCAGAUUUUUAUGCUCAGAUAUUUAUCCAGUUGCCUUUUAAAAGCUGUAAUUAGAGUGUGCUUCUGCCACUUCCUGCUAAAUGCCCUAUAAUCCUCCACUUAAAAAAAAAUCACCAAUGAACAAGCUGAAAGAGAAAUAGACUAUUUUCUAACACAAAGUCCGAUGAUGCAUGGCUCAAAACCCAGAGUAACAGUAAUAAUGCCACUCAUCACAAAUGUGAAGAAUUUCAUAGGAAUUGUCACCUGUCAAGUAAACAGGAGCAGCACCAUCGCCUGUUUAACUAAUUUUUUCUUCAUUUAAGCUAAAAUAUGAUCUCCAGAGCUGGUGAAGUACAGCCACUUUUCUACAGAGUGCGGAUGGCAGAGGGAGCCCUAGUCUGUCAGUCGGUGCCCUUCAUUAUGGAAACAAGCCUGGCUCCCUUUCCCCGCAACACC
Messenger RNA from Carcharodon carcharias (great white shark), 1792 nucleotides. RefSeq names its product tumor necrosis factor, alpha-induced protein 8-like 3 (gene tnfaip8l3). The transcript has 2 exons. Gene Ontology annotation, biological process: regulation of apoptotic process. NCBI's taxonomy places the organism in Eukaryota, Metazoa, Chordata, Chondrichthyes, Lamniformes, Lamnidae. Gene Ontology annotation, cellular component: cytoplasm. The coding region runs from base 167 to 778 and encodes 203 amino acids. The record is from RefSeq and is a predicted model, not a curated record.